AUGGCUGACUCAGAUUCUGAAGAAGACUAUUCACCAUCUGAUGAAGAUGAUCCGUCGCUCAGUGAGACAGAAAAUGACGCUGUGUCCGUCCUUACGAACAGCGUGUCCGUGCAGCAUGACAGCCAACAAGCUGCACACACUCGAGCCAAUGCUUGGCUUGACUGUGCGCUGAGAGUCUGCUGGGGGGCUGUUGAGCAAGUGAGGGCUUAUUACGUUGACUGGAGGAUGCUGAGAGAUGUCAAAAGAAGAAAGAUGGCCUUUGACUAUGCUGACGAGCGGCUACGGAUCAACUCCCUGAGGAAGAACACCAUCCUGCCUAAAGAGCUUCAGGAGAUGGCAGAUAAAGAAAUUGCUGCGUUACCGCGAGACUCGUGUCCUGUGAGGAUACGUAACAGGUGUGUGAUGACCUCACGGCCGAGGGGAGUGAAACGCAGGUGGCGACUCAGCCGCAUAGUCUUCCGUCACCUGGCCGACCACAACCAAAUGUCCGGUGUCCUGAGGGCCAGGUGGUAA
Messenger RNA from Nerophis lumbriciformis (worm pipefish), 513 nucleotides. Lineage: Eukaryota; Metazoa; Chordata; Actinopteri; Syngnathiformes; Syngnathidae. The record is from RefSeq and is a predicted model, not a curated record.